Messenger RNA from Coregonus sp. 'balchen', 11438 nucleotides. Lineage: Eukaryota; Metazoa; Chordata; Actinopteri; Salmoniformes; Salmonidae. The record is from the annotation of a GenBank genome assembly.
CCAAUGUCACUUUAUUAUUGCCUUUCAAGGUGCAUUGCUUGCACAGUGAACUGUUUCUAGCGACACCAUUACUAGCUUGGUUUGAACUGUUAGCUAACGAACUAACAUAGCAUCUCUCAGCUGAGAGCAUGAACCCUCCCUUAGAAGUGAGCAUGCGCACAAUGUCUUGUAAACAAUGAGACGAUUCCAGACCUUGACUUGAGCAUUGUGUCUGUUUCAACAGUUUAUCUUUGCUGAAUAUUAAAAUAUAUUUCAGAUCAUGAACGAUAAGCAGUUAAGAUGAUGUCUGGUAAGUAGGUAGAUACGACAUUUGUCAUCAAAUCUGUGUUGAGAUAGCUUGUAUCGAUAGCAUCACCAUGAAGACAUGAGAUAUCAGAUUGUUAAUGCAUGAAAAUAGAUAUUAGGAAUGGCACUUGGGCGUGAGCAUGACUGAGAUUGCAUCGACGGAGAUUGUAAAUAUUCCCUGAUUUCUCUGAAAUCGAGGACGUUUAAAAACAUCGAAAGCAAAAGGCUUUUAACGUGCUUUAUUCCGUCCAAAUCUAGAAUAUGAUCGGAGCUUUUUUUGUGUGCGAAGCUUUCGAAUCGCCCCUUCCUUUCAUGGCUUGCAUGUUUUGUGAACCUGCAAAAAAAAACAAGCGGCACGUAGACUUGCGUUACUUCACUAUUUGAUCUAGAAAGGAUGACGUGGAGUUUAUUUCGGGGUUUUAUCAUAUACAGAGUCAGGCUAUGCUUUAAAACAUUCAUUUGACGGCAGAGACCUACUUAUGGUCUGUCUUGAGGAUCAUGGGGAAUAAGGUACACUUGUCAAUUAGCUCAAAAGGCAGGGCUCCAGACUAACAUUGAACUUUUUCAGUUGGUGGUACCAGCGACACAAAAUAGAAUACAUUUGAGUCAUUUUAUAAAGUCAUUCACAAUGCUUUAUUAAGAAGUGUAAUAGACUACUGAGAUGAUGUAUGUAUGAAAAAAACAAAACAUGUAUGCACUAACUGUAAGUCGCUCUGGAUAAGAGCCUCUGCUAAAUUACUAAAAUGUAAAUGAUAUUAGCCUCCUGUAGCUCAGUUGGUGCAUGGCACUUGCAACGCCAGGGUUGUGGGUUCGAUUCCCACCGGGGGCCAGUAUGAAAAAAUGUAUGCACUCACUAAAACUGUAAGUCGCUCUGGAUAAGAGCAUCUGCUAAAUGACUAAAAUAUAAAUGUAAAAAUAUUCAAUAAAUAAGUUGUUACAUCUAUCAUGUCCAAGCAGGAAUGCAUGAUUCAAAAUAUCUUGACAUGCAACUUAAUCCAGUGAUUAUGAAUUUUGUGUUAAUGAAAGUAGGGUCCAGAAUUAGUAGAUUUUUUUUGCCUUAAUCUUUUUGUGCACUAAUUUGGUACACUGCUCAAAAAAAUAAAGGGAACACUAAAAUAACACAUCCUAGAUCUGAAUGAAUUAAAUAAUCUUAUUAAAUACUUUUUUCUUUACAUAGUUGAAUGUGCUGACAACAAAAUCACACAAAAAUUAUCAAUGGAAAUCAAAUUUAUCAACCCAUGGCGGUCUGGAUUUGGAGUCACCCUCAAAAUUAAAGUGGAAAACCACACUACAGGCUGAUCCAACUUUGAUGUAAUGUCCUUAAAACAAGUCAAAAUGAGGCUCAGUAGUGUGUGUGGCCUCCACAUGCCUGUAUGACCUGCCUACAACGCCUGGGCAUGCUCCUGAUGAGGUGGCGGAUGGUCUCCUGAGGGAUCUCCUCCCAGACCUGGACUAAAGCAUCCGCCAACUCCUGGACAGUCUGUGGUGCAACGUGGCGUUGGUGGAUGGAGCGAGACAUGAUGCCCCAGAUGUGCUCAAUUGGAUUCAGGUCUGGGGAACGGGCGGGCCAGUCCAUAGCAUCAAUGCCUUCCUCUUGCAGGAACUGCUGACACACUCCAGCCACAUGAGGUCUAGCAUUGUCUUGCAUUAGGAGGAACCCAGGGCCAACCGCACCAGCAUAUGGUCUCACAAGGGGUCUGAGGAUCUCAUCUCGGUACCUAAUGGCAGUCAGGCUACCUCUGGCGAGCACAUGGAGGGCUGUGCGGCCCCCCAAAGAAAUGCCACCCCACACCAUGACUGACCCACCGUCAAACCGGUCAUGCUGGAGGAUGUUGCAGGCAGCAGAACGUUCUCCACGGCGUCUCCAGACUCUGUCACAUGUGCUCAGUGUGAACCUGCUUUCAUCUGUGAAGAGCACAGGGCGCCAGUGGCGAAUUUGCCAAUCUUGGUGUUCUCUGGCAAAUGCCAAACGUCCUGCACGGUGUUGGGCUGUAAGCACAACCCCCACCUGUGGACGUCGGGCCCUCAUACCACCCUCAUGGAGUCUGUUUCUGACCGUUUGAGCAGACACAUGCACAUUUGUGGCCUGCUGGAGGUCAUUUUGCAGGACUCUGGCAGUGCUCCUCCUGCUCCUCCUUGCACAAAGGCGGAGGUAGCGGUCCUGCUGCUGGGUUGUUGCCCUCCUACGGCCUCCUCCACGUCUCCUGAUGUACUGGCCUGUCUCCUGGUAGCGCCUCCAUGCUCUGGACACUACGCUGACAGACACAGCAAACCUUCUUGCCACAGCUCGCAUUGAUGUGCCAUCCUGGAUGAGCUGCACUACCUGAGCCACUUGUGUGGGUUGUAGACUCCGUCUCAUGCUACCACUAGAGUGAAAGCACCGCCAGCAUUCAAAAGUGACCAAAACAUCAGCCAGGAAGCAUAGGAACUGAGAAGUGGUCUGUGGUCACCACCUGCAAAACCAGUCCUUUAUUGGGGGUGUCUUGCUAAUUGCCUAUAAUUUCCACCUGUUGUCUAUUCCAUUUGCACAACAGCAUGUGAAAUGUAUUGUCAAUCAGUGUUGCUUCCUAAGUGGACAGUUUGAUUUCACAGAAGUGUGAUUGACUUGGAGUUACAUUGUGUUGUUUAAGUGUUCCCUUUAUUUUUUUGAGCAGUGUAUAUAGGCCUCAUUCAAUUGGUUAUAAUUCAUCACCUGAGGAAGUGGAAACUCAAAACACAUUAGCUAGAUAGCUAACUCUAAAUAUAACACCUACUGCAAGUAGCCAUGGAAACAGUAAAUGUAAUGUCAAACACUUUUUUGCAAUAAGGCCUAGUGUACUCGCCAUGGCCGAUGCGAAAUUUCGCAAGCUCAGUAUUUCAAAGCUAUAUCAGAUAUCUUGAUUGUAAAACAGUGUGCUUUGAGCUCAAUAGUGAUAGUUGAGAACUAUUAUACCUUCAGAAAGCAGAGACCAUCCUCUCUUUAAUAUGGACAACUAGUUGCCUCCAAAGUAGUUUUUUCCCCCCACAAUUGCAUUUUUAAAUGUUAUACAAUCACGAGGGGCACACGAGUGGGGAGAGAGUGUGAGAGGCUCGCGCAUUACAGCAGCCGGUCCCAGCGAAACAGGCAGGAACAGCGGCAGGGCAGACACUUUUAUUACAGGAAUCAUGAGAGUAAUGCACUUUACUGUUGGAACAAAUUAAUGGUUUUAUCCGCCCAAAAAAUAGGACGUUUUGAUUGAGGUGACCAGGUACCUCAAUCAAAAUUUAAAAAAAUUACUCGCACACCGAAGUCAAAUGGUUGCACUCUGGAGCCCUGAAAGGGGUGUCUGUUUCAUUCUUCUUCCUAAAUACAGUCAAAAAUCUAUUUCCUAGCCAUGCAAGCAUUAAGAAGUAGCAUUAGGCACAUUAACCAUUGUUAUAUUGUAUUAUACUGUCACUAUCAUUACACAGCAGUUUGUAUCUGAAUGUGAUAUCAUAUGAUGUGUUCCCCUCUGACUGCGCAGGUAGCCUAGCUGAAGCAUGGAGGUGGUUCUGAGCAGGCUGAGAGGGCUGAGUUCAGACGAGCUGCGAGAGGAGUUCACCAGGGCCGACCUCAAGUGCGGCCCAAUCACGGCCACCACCCGUGCCAUCUUCGAGAGGAAGUUGGCCCGCGUCCUGGUGGGAGCCGAGGGCAGCAGCAGCGCCACAGAGACGGACAGCAGCAGUAAUGCCACCACUGCAGGCCCAGCCACAAGCAGCAGUGCAGCGGCCGCCAGCGCUGCAGAGCAGGCCAAACCAUUGCCAUCAUGUGCCACAUCAGCACCCACUGGCACUGACUCUCCUAAGGCUGUCAGUGAUGAGGUGGACUUUGGUUACGGAAUGGGGCUCAAUCCCCCAGAGGAAGAGGAACUUGGCCUGACAGUGAAGUCAAGGACCCCUUGUAAUAUCAGUAGGGAAGACACUGGAUCUCAGUCUACAGCAGAGUCUCCUUCAAAGAUGGCACAAGUGUCACCAAUGUUCUAUGGAGUGUGUCCGUUGUGGGAGGAUGUCUUGGCUAGAAAUGGUAAGAAACUGUUAUUUCACCUGGGCUGAUGUAAACUAUCCCUGCAAUUUACACUUUGGGCUGUUAAUCAGUCAAAAGUGUAUUUGUCAUUAUAUAUUUUCACAUACAGAAAUGCAAAGGCAGAGAACUGUUGGCUGGAUAGCUAUUGGGUUGCACAGAGUGCAGUGCUCAUCUUCUGUAUGUUGACCAUGCUGUCACACCACGCUAAGGUCCAAUUCAAACAUUUUAUGUUGCUUCUCUAUGACAUGAUGCUGUUCAGUGGUUGAGAUCCAUAGCACCUGUCACCUUAUGGCUUUCUGCAUUAGCAUGGCCACAAAAACAUUUGGAGUAAGAAUUUGAACUGCUUUGCUUGUAAUGUCGGCAAAAUAACUGACCAAUAAAAUCCAGUUUACAUUCUGGAAUGUUUCUAUUUGUAGGUAGAUAUAAAGAGCUAUCUAUAGCCUAUCUAAACAUACCUUUUUAAUGUUUAUUUUUUCUCAGUUCCAGAGAGGGCCCACGUGUAUGGCGAUAAGAAGGAGGCUCUUCAGGCUGUUAAGAUGAUGAAAGGAGCUCGCUUUAAAGCCUUCUCCAAUCGAGACGAUGCUGAGAAAUUUGCCAAGGGAAUCUGUGACUACUACCCCUCUCCCAGUAAAUCCACCCCCUGUGUCUCCCCUGUCAAACCAGGCCUGGUCUUCUGCAAGGGUGAGUGCUGGGCUGAGAUUGACAAUUAUUCUCUCCUUACAAAAAAUACAUUAGCUUGAAAAAUAUGCAAAGUCAGUGCUUUUCAAGGGUGUUUGGAUGGCAUUUCAUUUCUUGGACUCGUCCAAAUUUGAAACGAGUAAGCUGUUUAUCACAUAUUCUGCUGACCUCUGUUUUAAUCUCUCUUGUCUGUGGCACUAGACAACGUCCCUGUCAUGGAGGUAGACACCAUCAACAGGGAGAGGGCCAACAGCUUCAAGAGCCCUCGCUGCCAGGACCUGACAGCCAAGCUGAGGAAGGCUGUGGAGAAGGGGGAUGAGGUGGCCUUCAGUGAGCUGGUCUGGAGCAACCCACGCUAUCUCAUCGGCUCUGGAGACAACCCCACUGUUGUGCAGGUGAGUCAGGGAGCAGAUGAUAAUAAUAAUAUGCCAUUUAGCAGACGCUUUUAUCCAAAGCGACUUACAGUCAUGUGUGCAUACAUUUUUACGUAUGGGUAGUCCCGGGGAUCGAACCCACUACCCUGGCGUUACAAGCGCCAUGCUCUACCAAUUGAGCUACAGAGGACCAUGAUUACAGUGAAGUAUCACAAAAAUAGGUAGUCAACAACAUAGACAGAUAUGAUUCCUCCAGAUAUGACUCAGUCAUUUUGUUGACCAUGUUGUAACAGAACUGAUCUAUUACUCUGACAAUUUAAGUAUCAACCCUAUUAGUUUUCCAUUUUCCAACUGAAUGAAUGAAUGUUUCUAACCACAGCCCAGUCUCAAGCCAGGCCCCUGUAGGAAAUGGCUGUGACAAACCAGAUGUGACCCAACACUGACCUGCACUAAUUUCCUUCAUCAAUGUCCGCUGUGUGUUCCUAGGAGGGAUGCCGGUACAACGUGAUGCACGUGGCAGCAAAGGAGAACCAGCCGGGUGUCGCCCAGCUCCUGCUGGACACUCUAGAGAAUCCUGACUUCAUGAGGCUCAUGUACCCUGAUGACCUGGAGGCCAUGCUGCAGAAACGCAUCCGAUACAUCAUAGACCUUUACGUCAAUACUCCAGACAAAGCUGUGAGUCCCCUUGUCUCACCCUUUCUCCAUAUGUACCUGCUGAUAUAUUUAAUUGUAGGUUUAACACUGAAGAAGGCUUCUAGCCGAAACAUUUGUGCAGACAAGGCUUUUAGCCGAUUCCCCUGUGCAGACAAAAUAAUUUUAAGAAACUGAAAAAUGAAGCUACUUUUUUGAGUGCAGACCUACAGUGUUUUUUAAGUUGAACUGUAAGCGACUUGUGUGUUCUGGAUUGACUUGCCUCUGUUCAUAGUGUAUAUGUGUAACUCUGGUUGUGUCUGUCCCAGGGCUUUGAGACACCACUCCACUUUGCCUGUAAGUUUGGUUGUCCAGAUGUGGUGAAUGUCCUGUGUUCACAUCCUGAUACGGAUAAAAACUGCAAGAACAAGUAUGACCAGAAGCCAUCUGAUGUGAGUUGCUCCAGAUAUACACUACUGGUCAAAAGUUUUAGAACACCUCUUAUUCCAACAGUGUGCAAAGCUGUCAUCAAGGCAAAGGGUGGCUAUUUGAAGAAUCUCAAAUAUAAAAUAUAUUUUGAUUUGUUAAACACUUUUUGGGUUAUUAUAUGAUUCCAUAUGUGUUAUUUCAUAGUUUUGAUGUCUUCACUAUUAUUCUACAAUGUAGAAAAUAGUACAAUUAUAGAAAAACCCUUGAAAGAGUAGGUGUUUUAAAACUUUUGACCAGUAGUGUAUAAAUUUUUUAAAGCUAGCUACCGACUGCUCAGUGAUCCACAUUACUUUGGUUUCCUGACAGGUUAUUUGUGAAAGGAAAAACAAAACCCAAGAGGUGAAACAGAAGAUAUGUGACUAUUUGGAAGGUAAGUGCACUUCCUCUCAACCACAGGACUUGUGUUUUUGUUAUCUUCCCUGUUUACCCCAAAGCACCUUCUCUUCUGUCACCCACAGAUCGCUGUUAUAUACCCUUACUGAGGGCCACUGACAACUCUUCCCAGCCUGUCAUUGGUGCUCCCUGGUCACCUGAGCCAUCAGAAACUCUUCAUCAUUCGCUGGCUCCCAGGCUCACACGAAGUCCCAUGGAUCCAGUGAUGUCAGUUAGGGCAUUCGUUGGCCCACUCAGCCCAUCUAAGGUAAUUGUCACAUUAUGUCCUCUUUCAACUCGCACUCUUCUUUUCACCCAUUUUCACACUUUAUUUCUAUAUUUUUUUAACUCAUUAUAUUUUCAUGUGGGAAGCUGUUGUAGAAACACAGGAUGUACAGUGCCUUUGGAAAGUAUUUAGACCCCUUCACUUUUUCCAAAUGUUGUUAUUUUACAGCCUUAUUCUAAAAUGGAUUAAAAAUAAGAAAUCCUCAUCAAUCUACACACAAUAUCCCAUAAAGACAAAACGAAAACAGAUUUUUAGAAAUGUUUGCAAAUGUAUUAAAAAUACAAAACAGAAAUACCUUAUUUACAUAAGUAUUCAGACCCUUUGCUAUGAGACUCGAAAUUGAGCUCAGGUGCAUCCUGUUUCCAUUGAUCAUCCUUGAGAUGUUUCUACAACUUGAUUGGAGCACCUGUGGUACAUUUAAUUGAUUGGACAUGAUUUGGAAAGGCACACACCUGUCUAUAUAAGGUCCCACAGUUGACAGUGCAUGUCACAGCAAAAACCAAGCCGUGAGGUAGAAGGAAUUGUCCGUAGAGCUCCGAGACAGGAUUGUGUCGAGGCACAGAUCUGGGGAAGGGUACCAAAACAUUUCUGCAGCAUUAAACGUCCCCAAGAACACAGUGGCCUCCAUCAUUCUUAAAUGGAAGAAGUUUGAAACCACCUAGAUUCUUCCUAGAGCUGGCCGCCUGGUCAAACUGAGCAAUCGGGAGAAGGGCCUUGGUCAGGGAGGUGACCAAGAACCCGAUGGUCACUCUGACAGAGCUCUAGAGUUCCUCUGUGGAGAUGGAAGAAACGUCCAGAAGGACAACCAUCUCUGCAGCACUCCACCAAUCAGUCUGGCCACCUUCCACCAAUGUAGAGUGGCCAGACAGAAGCCACUCCUCAGUAAAAGGCACAUGACAGCCCGCUUGGAGUGUGCCAAAAGGCACCUAAAGGACUCAGACCAUGAGAAACAAGAUUCUCUGGUCUGAUGAAACCAAGAUUGAACUCUUUGGCCUGAAUGCCAAGUGUCAUGUCUGGAGGAAACCUGGUACCAUCCCUAUUGUGAAGCAUGGUGGUGGCAGCAUCAUGCUGUGGGGAUGUUUUUCAGCGGCAGGGUCUGGGAGACUAGUCAGGAUCGAGGGAAAGAUGAACGGAACAAAGUACAGAGAGAUCCUUGAUGAAAACCUGCUCCAGAUCGCUCAGGACCUCAGACUGGGGCGAAGGUUCACCUUCCAACAGGACAACGACCCUAAGCACACAGCCAAGACAACGGAGGAGUCGCUUCGGGACAAGUCUUUGAAUGUCCUUGAGUGGCCCAGCCAGAGCCCGGACUUGAACCCAAUCUAACAUCUCUGGAGAGACCUGAAAAUAGCUGUGCAGCGACGCUCCCCAUCCAACCUGACAGAGCUUGAGAGGAUCUGCAGAGAAGAAUGGAGAAACUCCCCAAAUACAAGUGUGCCAAGCUUGUAGCGUCAUACCCAAGAAGACUCAAUUCUGUAAUCGCUGCCAAAGGUGCUUCAACAAAGUACUGAGUAAAGGGUCUGAAUACUUAUGUAAAUCUAAUAUUUCCGUUUUUUUAUUAAAUUUGUGCAAAUGUCUAGAAAUAUUUCUUUGCUUUGUCAUUAUGGGGUAUUGUGUGUAGAUUUUUUAGAAUAAGGCUGUAACGUAACAAAAUGUGGAAAAGGUGAAGGGGUCUGAAUACUUUCUGAAUGCACUGUAUGUAAGAUGAAUUGGUGUCCCCCUUGCAGGCAGAUGAGUUCCGCCGGGUAUGGAAGACCCCCCCCAGAGACAGGGCGGGGCACUUCCAGCACAUCCUGAAGUCUGACCCUGACCAUGGAGCAGAGAGAGUGGGCAGGUACGUCUAGAAAGCCACCAGUUCAACAACAACAGUUAAAUUAAGAAGAAGGAUCUAGUGUAUUUUCUGCCAUUCUACUUCAUCCUUUACCAGCUUCUCCAACCACAAUGUUAUGUUCUCCUCCCUCACAGAGAACUUGCCAGAGAGCUGGGCUACCCCUGGGCUGAGUACUGGGAUUUCCUGGACAGUUUUACAGACCUGUCUUCUGCAGACGGCCUCCGUAAGCUGGAGGAGUACCUCAACAAGAAGGACUUCAGUCAGCGUGCAUACGAAGAGGAUGGGGAGAACAAAACCAGCAACCGCUUCAGAACCUCUUCCCCAGGUAAUGUUAUCCCCACCAGUUGCUAUUGAUAAACUGUAUAGUACUGGUAUUGAAUUCAGAUGAUCAAGUUUGAGAAAUGAGAGCGAUGAUACAGCCAUCAAUGUCUUGAAUUGAUGCUCCCAUACAACUUUAGAUUGAUCAGUAAAUGCAUUUUUUGUAGCUUCACAUGAACAUUUUCCCCUCCUCUCUGCCAUUUACAGGCAAGCCCAAGAAGUUCUGCAACUCCAUCUCAGUGGGGGCCUUCCUGGACGAGGGUGAUGACAUCAGCCUGGAGGAGAUGAAGAACCGUCAGAACACGGCACUCACCAGCAUUACCUCCUCAGCGUGUUCUAAGGACAGUCUUGUGGGUGCUGUGGGUGGGCUGGGCCUCCGUGAGUUCCACAUCCUGCCCGAUGACCUCAUCGAGACGGCUGCCGAGCGAGACCUCCUGUGCUCCUCCGUGUCAGAGAGCCUCCUCUCGCCCGUCUGCAACAACGGCCUGGGCCUGUGCCACUCCAUGGGGGCAGAGAGGACUCACAACGGGGAUAUGGUGUUCCCCCGCGCCUCCUCGUCCCCCUCCUGCCUACUGUCGCCCAUCUCCAACCUGAUGGUGGAGUUUGAAAGGAUGUCCCUGCAGGAUGGAAGGAUGUCCCUGCAGGAUGGGGUGGACAGCACCACCAGAGACAGGGAGAGGAGGAGGAGCGGGGGACACAGGCACGGUGGGCACAGGGAAGGACUCUCUCGGGACGACCUGGCAUCCGGGGUGGGCCGUCUCACACUGGGGGGUGACACCAAUGAGGACUCAUUGUUUGAGAGGGGCUGUAGCUCGGAGUCCGGGGACAGGGAGGGGGGCAUGUGGAGGGGGACCUGCGUGAGGGGGGAGGUGGAGGGAGCGGUGGUGCUAGGGGUGGAGGACAGGGCCAGUGGUGGAAGCGGCAGCUCGGAGGAGUAUUUGGUGGCUGAGGAGAGCUUGGAGGCUCUGGGCCCGAGGACUAGGGUGCUGGGGCCAGGGACCGUGUCAGGGCGCACACUCUGCGCCAGAUCUAAGUCGUGGGAUCACGGGGGGAGGGAUCUGAGCAGCUCAGGAUCAUCCAGCUCCUAUAAGUCCCUGGACAACUCCAAAGAGUUCCUAGCACGGACCCCACCUCGCAUCAGAAGAAGAAGACUUUUCAUUGAAGGGUGAGUGAUGAGAAUUAGGGUGAUUGUUCUGAGGUUUUUAAUUAAGCAAUAAGGCCUGAGGGGGUGUGGUAUAUGACCAAUAUACCACGGCUAAGGGCUGUUCUUAUGCACUACGCAACGCGGAGUGCUAGGACACAGCCCUUAGGACACAGCCCCGAGGUGCCUUAUUGCUAUUAUAAACUGGUUACCAAUGUGUAAUUAGAGCAGUAAAAAUACAUGUUUUGUCAUACCCAUGGUAUACGGUCUGAUAUACCACGGCUUUCAGCCAAUCAGCAUUCAGGGCUCAAACCACCCAGUUUAUAAUUAAGGAUAAUGUACUAGAGCUGACUGCAGAGGCGAGCUGUUAUGUAUUUGGUGGGGGAAAUAAUGAUGCACAGUGGGAUGACUUCCUGCUUACAGACAUCAGCAAGCAACAGCAGAAUUCAAAUCUGCCAGCAUGUUCAACAUACCUCUCUUGUUUUGUCUUUGGUGUUUCAGGGAUUCACCAACCAAGUUGGACAGAGAGGUCCUGUCGGCAAUAGAAGCCACAGACCUCGACCCCUCGAAGUUCCCCAGCAUUCAGAAAUGGAAAAGCACAAUGCAGACAUACACCUCAUCAGACAUGCAAAGGUAUGCAUGUCUCCAUGCAUAUGAACAGUUGUCACUGCCUGCGAGUUGCCUUGUAAAUAUGGAAACACAUUGACGAGUGCUUAAAAUUUCAGUUGCUAUCGUAUGAAAACAACCAAAUAUAUGCAGACUGAUGGUGGUAUUGUUUCUGUUUGUCUUUCAGCUGGCCCAGCCCUGCAGUGGUAAAAAGCAGACCCAGGGUACAUCAGGUCUCUCGCCUCACACACGGCUCUCCUGUCAGCAGCCUGGUGUCCCCUGCCGGUGGCCGCUUCAGUCCCGCCCGGCACACAGGCGCUCCAGACUUCACCAGCCCCAACCGCUACAGCCCUGCACAUGCCAGCUACAUCCAGCGCAUCCGCCUCAGGCACUUCAACGACCCCUAG